GCAAGAGAACAAAGGGGAUGAGCACCACUGGGUGCUGAGAGACGGGGAACUGCUUCCAGAGCCGCCGGGGCCCCAGCUCCCCCGGAACGUCACCCCCAGCGACAGCGGGACCUACCGGUGUGGGUACAGCACAGAGCUCCACGGGCACCACCUCCGCUCACCCCCCAGCGAGCCGGUGCCACUGAACAUCAAAAAUCCCCCUCCACAGCCAUUACUGAGUGUGGAUCCCCCGUCCGGAGUGGUGAGCGAAGGGCUCCCCCUGCUCAUCACCUGCAUGGCCCCUGGGAACACCAGAGAGAAGAGGUUUCACUUAUACAAGGACGGAGCUGAGAUCGUCUCUGGGGACACAGGGUCUGAGAUCAGCACCACAGAGCCCAGCACCGGCUCUAUGACAGUCUCUAUGCUCAGCAUCCUGCGAGCAGGUCCCAGCAACACCGGGCAAUUCAGAUGCGGGUACGAGGUGAACAUGGGCAGGAGGUGGAUCCCAUCCCCCAGGAGCCAGGCUGUGAACGUCACCGUGACAGCCUGGUCUCUGCCCAUCCCCCUGGUGGCUGGGUGCAGUGGGGCUGCCACGGCUCUGGCUCUGCUGCUGCUGCUCAUCUGCCUCUGCAGGAAGAAGAAGGCAGCUAGCCGCCGGCUCUCCAUGUCGGCCGAGAUCUCCGGGAUAAAUAUAUGUGGUGUCGCGGCAGAGACACA
Messenger RNA from Terrapene triunguis (Three-toed box turtle), 696 nucleotides. Its product is annotated as junctional adhesion molecule B-like. The transcript is spliced from 6 exons. Lineage: Eukaryota; Metazoa; Chordata; Testudines; Emydidae. The record is from RefSeq and is a predicted model, not a curated record. The annotation marks the transcript as partial.